Molecule: messenger RNA, 1074 nt
Organism: Artibeus jamaicensis (Jamaican fruit-eating bat)
Lineage: Eukaryota; Metazoa; Chordata; Mammalia; Chiroptera; Phyllostomidae
Gene: LDLRAD2
Product: low density lipoprotein receptor class A domain containing 2
Molecular function (GO): protein binding
Source: RefSeq, a predicted model, not a curated record
AUGGAGGCCCAUCUUCUGCAGCUGCCCCAAAGCAGCUGCCUGCUGGUGGCAGCCGCCCUGACUGCGUCUGCUCUGGAGACAGUGACCGACCUGGUGGCCCUCUGUGGACAGACGUGGCAGGGGGACCGGCUGCUGCUGCGCUCGCACUCCGCAUCACGCAGGUUCUACUUCGUGGCCGCCCCGGACACCAACUGCUGGCUCUGGGUGCAGCCGGCGACCCCUAGCGACAGGACCCGCUUCCAGUUCUGCUUCUUCCUGGUCUACAGCCUGAUCCCAGCUUCUCGGGCAUCCCCAGCGCCCAAAGCCAACGCGUGCCCAGCGUCGGGGGAUGCGUGCGCCCCAGGCUCCUACUUGCAGUUCUAUGAGAGUCCGCCGGAAGCUGCCCGACCCCUGAGCGCUUCUGUGUAUGGCCUGACUAUCCCUGUCUGGGUGGACUUCCUGGGCCUGCGCCUGGUCACCAGAGAUCGCCAGCCCCACGUGGACUUCGUGGGUGAAGUCACCUCUUUUCGGUUUGGUUCCUGUGGUCCCUACUUCCGAUGUCAGAAUGGCAGGUGCAUCUCCCCGAGCCUGGUGUGCGAUCUCUGGGGCAUGGACAACUGUGGCGACGGCAGUGACCAGGCUUCCUGGCCACCAGCCAACUGUGCAGGUCCUUCUCAGAUGCCCAGCCAGAAGCAGAAGGGAAGUACGGAUGACACCUCCAAGCCCCCAAGAGUCCCCCUCAGCUCUCAGGUCGGCAGGCCCCCUUGGGCUUGUGGCCGGGAGCAGCCCCCCAGCAGGCUGGGGCCCUGCGAAACAGGGUGCAGCUCUGGAAGGUCCGUGCUGGCCUCCUCACUGGCCUCACCUGGUGCUGCUGCUCUGCCUGCUGGCUGGCCUGGUGCCCUGGUGCCCAUGGCUUCUGCCUUAGCUGCACUACUUGUCGCGCAUGUCCUGGCCAGGUGGCCCCAGGGGGGCUGCAGCCGAUUGGCACUAAAGAGCUUUUGCUACCCAGAGGAGGGUGGCAAAGCCCACUGCGACGCCCUGUGCUCCCAGUGGCUGGUGCGGACCCAGGCUGUACGCCGAGACUGGCUCUUGUAG